Molecule: messenger RNA, 4529 nt
Organism: Pecten maximus
Lineage: Eukaryota; Metazoa; Mollusca; Bivalvia; Pectinida; Pectinidae
Product: transcription cofactor vestigial-like protein 4
Exons: 5
Coding region: 217-1500 (427 amino acids)
Biological process (GO): negative regulation of DNA-templated transcription
Molecular function (GO): transcription coactivator binding
Source: RefSeq, a predicted model, not a curated record
UACGCAGUGGUGUGGUACAUCAGUGUAUCUCCUGUAGUCGUCAGUCUGCUGCAUGUGUUUUGUUUAUAUGCCCAGUGUGGAUCUGUUCCGCUGGGACUAGACAGGAAUCCAUCUGUUUUAAAGAUUGUGUGAUUUGUACGUGUUGGAUAUAGAUGGGGUAGUCUCUGUGUGGGGACAAGCUUCUGUACCUGUAUAGUUCACACCUGUGAGGACUCUAUGACAGGGAUGUCAGUGCUGGGCGAGUCCCACCUGGCCACAUUCACAGACAUGAGGAGUAAUCUUCUAGGUGGGGGUUCAGGACUCUAUCCCCCGGGACUGCCUGGGCUGGGCCACAGCUCAUUGCUGCCCCUGCCCCUGUGGCGCCCCUCUACACACCCCCUUCCCCCUGUCUGGUGUAAUCUUGUGAACUGUCCGUGUAAUCUGUCUCGGCCUGGAUACUUUCCCUCGGACGUCGCAGAUUAUGUGGUGCCUCCAUCCUGGGAGGCAUCGACUUGGCCAUCAUGGUACCUCAAACUUGCAGGUGAUCCAAUUUACAAAAGAAAUCACCAUGACUCACAAGAUUCCCCUAGUAAAGAACUGCCGUCAAAGAUGUUAAAACAGGAUCGUCUCAAGGAUCGCCAGGAAUUAUCACAGGCACUGAGCUUUAGUAGAGACCAGGUCAACAAAUACAACAAGAGUCGAUGUAUUUCCACACAAACACAAAUCACUCAUGUGGCAGAGAGGGACCUACCCCCAGUGUACAUGAAUGGUGAGAUGCGUCAUGCAGUGUCAUCGGUGGAUAGUUACAGACAUGUAAUGAGGUCCCAGCCAGGGGUGCCUGUCCACGAGCGUGGAUCACCCCCUCCCUAUCGUGUUCCCACGGAGACAUUGGAUGCUCCACUCAACCUCUCUCUGACCAGUUCCUCAACAUCAGCAUUUACUCCUCAAGUGUCUCGACCCUCAGUCAUCACAUGUGCCUCUACAGUAGACAAAAGUCAUCGCUACAGUAACAACUCACCAUCACAACAUUCACUACCCAGUCCAAGUAGGAGGGAAGUUGUCUCGGUAGGAGGCUGUGACCCUAUAGAGGAACACUUCCGUCGCUCCCUAGGGAAACACUAUCCAGACUACAUGGCCCCGAAGUUGUCCCCAGUUACACCACCAAUGGCCGACUCUCCUCCUGCUGUCGCCUCAACAGUUGCCACAGCAGCCAAGUCUGCCAAACCCAACACCUCAGCAGUGUCCAUCACAGGAUCUGUAGAUGACCAUUUUGCCAAGUCAUUAGGCAAUAGCACUUGGUCAGCAAUUAAGGCAAAGAAUGAUCCGAGACAGGAGAUGCUCCCUGGCACAGUGGAUGACCAUUUUGCAAAAGCUUUGGGUGGCGAGACUUGGCAGAGGAUUAAGGCUGAAAAAGAGAGCAGUCCUGCACUGUGUCGACCAAAUGGUUCCACCUCAUCCCCAUCCUCCUCACCCCACAGGCGGGGAUCCUCGCCCCUAAGACAUGAUCUAGUCUCAAUAUGAGGGGGCAAGGAAUUCAGGUCAACCCUUAUCUAAAGAAAGCUGCUAUGGAGCAAUGCAAGCACCAGGUAUCAUCAUGACAACACACUCUGUGAAUCUGAGACUUGCUCAAGGUCAGCGGCAGUGCGAAGUCAAGUGCUCAAGGUUGUUGCUACGGGCACCAACAAUCAACAUGUGACGACUGCCAAAAGGAAGAUCACAUGACCAUGUUGGCUUCAGAUGUUUCGACCUACUGUAUCCGUACUCUGUGCCAUUUGUUUGGUUUAAUUGUCAACUGCACCAGAAUUGAAGACACAAUCUCAAAUAUAGAUGUCAGUGGCAAUCUGUCCUUUACAAUACUGCUCGGACCAAAGGUUAUUUAUUUGAUGUUUACUAGCUACUUGCUCAGUGUAAAAACUGUACUUUUCUGACACUAAAUGUACAAAUUUUGUAUAGUGCCAUGUUAAUCUGGCUACCUGGAGCUGAGGUUUGGUGAACUUUAAAAACCAAACCCAACUUUUGAAUGAAUGGAACAGGAUAAAAUGAGUUAGAAAAGAAUGUUUAUUGUUGCAGAAGUGAACCUACUUUGUUGAAAUCUCAGCCUUAAUAUCUGAUUUGAAUCCUCAUCACAAAUCUUAUCUGUAGCCAUUCUGUCAUUUCAUCCAUCAUCUGAGUCAGUAUUUUAUGAGUGUACAUGUACAUAGUGUGAUCCUCAAAUAUAUAUUUUAAUUUGUAAGUAUGGUUGAUAGAAGGGAGGUAACUCUGUCAUUUGUGUAUCUGUACCUGUUUAUGGAGGUAUAUGAAGGGGAGAUAACCAUUGUGUGGCCAAGGUAAAAUAUUAGGGGCUUGUUACAUUUAACAUAAUUUGAAUUUCCAUUUUUUUAAAUUUUUUUUUCAAAAUUAUUCAGCUGUGGUGUAAUUUCUGUUUUAUCAGAAGUAUACAUUUCACUCUGAUUAAGAGACAUGAAAAACAAAAUAUGGUGAAAUCAACAGCUCAAAGACAAUUACAAUAUUUUAUUCUGAAAAUAUUCCUUUAAGUUGUUAAAAAUAUCACGCAAGUAUAAACUUUGUAAUGCAACGUCAAAUAAGAAAGCAAUAGGACUUUCAAUGCACUUGAAACUUCAAGGCAUCAUUAGUUAGUUAAAUACUGGUUUACAGCCUACAUGACUUCACCUAUUGCUAGGUUUCAUCUCUCCUACUAUAGUUAGUGUUCAGUCUGUGUGAGAGAGUAGCCUUCUGCUUUGGAACCAUCUAUCCUAUAAGUUUGUGAAUAAGUUUAGAAGACAGUCCCCGGUCCUAAAAUUGUCUUAUCCUAGAUUCAACUUUUGUGAUCUUUCUUGUUCUAAGCUAUAUCUCUCCUUUAAGAAGUUUAUUUCAAAUUUCCAGCCACUUUAUGCAUGGUCUUUAUAAAAUGAUGUGCUGGUAAUGGGAGGUAAUCAGUGUGUGAGGUAUACAUUGAUGAGGUUUGUAUAGAUGUGCCAUACCAGUGACUGUCGGUAUAACAGAUUAGUUCACCUGACCUACAGAGUAAUGUGUUCAAGGCUGUCUUCAUGUUUACUACACUUCUACCUUCAAUGUGAUAUUAGACAAAAUGGCGGGACAAAUUUUGAAAUUUCUCCAAACAUUAAAUUAUAUCUAUCAGUUCUAUAGGGCAUAUUUGUAAACAGAUUUGCAUUCAUUGUUGUUUUCUGAAAUAUUUUUUGAUAAGUGGGUUUGAAGGCAGAUGAUAUUGUGUUGCAUCAGAAGUUCAGAUAGAUACCCAAGGCUAUUUAGAGGGUAAAUAUCUAGGCUGAGGGUCAAUCGAAAUGUAAUAUGGCUGAAAAAUCAACAAUUGUUUUGUUAUUGUACCUCCUAAAUUUUAUCGGCAACAUAACUUUCUAAAUCGCUUUGGAAUAAAAAAAAAAUGGAAAAAACAUGCAGAAGAUUAUUAAUUAUCAAGUGUAGAAAUGAUUUUUCAAGUUUCUUAUUUUCAUUGUUAUAAAAGUUUGAAUUUGUUUUCAAUUAGAUAUGUGUUGUUUAUGAGAGGAAAUUGGGCCUUAUACCUUUCUCUCAAUCCUGUAUAUUUCUGAAAAACUGACAAUAUAGCUAAUUGACAUGUUGACAGUUUGUUAGGUAUUUCUGUGUUUUACCAAUGUUGUAAAUGUGUGAUAUAGUGUCAGUAUCUGUGUUCUGAGUUCACUUUUCCGCUAUACAGUAUAUAUAUACAUGUACAUUGUGUUGGGUGUGUUGGUAAGUGACCAUGGCUUCAUGUACAUAGUGUAGUGUAGGUGUGUGUGAUGUCUAUGUACGUUGAAGUAUUUAAUUGUUUGUAAUAGAGAGUGCAGGAAAUGUAUAUAUAAUUACAGUUAUGUACAGGAUAAUUUAUCUCGGCUUACAUGACAUGUGUCUGUAUAAAACACACCAUUCAGGACUGUUAAUUACUCCGUCCCAGACUUAUCCUAAAUCUACACCUCCUCCCUGUUUACAAAUCUACUUAAAACAUAAAAUAUGGGUAUUGUUCUCUGCAAAUCUUCAGUUACCAUUUAUACCUACAUCCACGUUAACCUGUAAAUAAUGACAUAGUGUCACAGAUACAGAUGGUAACUAAGGUUUCCAAAAGUGACUGGUACAAGUCUAUAACUGGGGUACAACAGAGUAGUAGGAUUCUGUGUAUGGGUUCUGAAUGAUUGGUGUGAAUGAUGAUGUCUUUCCUUAUACCAAGCUGUAGAUGCAUUGCAAAAUUUUGUUCUUUACUGUUUACAAAACAGACUGAAUCCUGGGUAUGGAAUGUAUUGUACUUUUCUGUACCCUGAACUAUGGGUAUAUAUGUGUUUUAUAUUGUUUGUACCCUGAAUGUUGGUACACGUGUGUAGUACGGUGUCUGUGUACCAUAAGCAAUGGGCACGAGAUUGUACAGUAAGCUGUUAGUGUAAGAUGGAAGAGAGAUAAAUGUAUUUGUAAUGACUGUCAGUAAAUUUUAAUUAAGUUCAUGGCUUUAUUGAUGGUACAUAUUAUUGUUAUGUAUAAAUUUGUUAUUAUGUUUUAAAAAUAAAUUUUAGAAAUUUUAAAAUGAA